UUGCUUUGGCAGAUUAGGCAAGCAGCAGAUGCACCAGCCAGCUUAGCCUUUGGAGGGAGAAUUCAUGUUAUUGGACCCACACAUAUCCUCUGUUCUUGCUGCCAGGAGCUCUCAGUUUAUGGGCACAUUGAGCAGACACCACAGCAGCUACAUAGAGAGGCUGGCUGACAGCCACAGAGCAUGUAAUUCUGUCCAUCUGAUUCUGAGUCUCCUCUGCAGUGGAUGCCCUUCAGUGGGCAUUCACGUGAGACGCAAGUGUCUUCAGUCCGUGCCCAUUCCGAGGGGUUCAGCCACAUAUCUCUUUCCAAGAUUUUCUUGUCACUAGUCUUCCAGUCCUGUUCUUUUUAAGCCCCUGACCAUCCAGCCUGACCAUCCAGUCAAAUCAUCAGCGACUGUCCAUGAAUCAAUGUAGGUGUGUACUGUGGCCAUCUCUCACUCCAGACAUAGACAACCUUGGAUUUCUGCCCACUGGAAGGAUUCUCCUUCACCACUGUCCUUCACAGACACCCCGAGUGAGUGUGAGUGAAUGCUGCAGCUGUUCUCUUUCAUGUGGUACCAGCACAUCAUAUAGACCCAUCUAUAAUAUAGGCUGGAGGUUUUUCUCAGUCAACUGGCCGUAAGUAGCAUCCCUGGAGGCCAUAGGCAUGACAUGAGGGAGAGGAGGCAAAGCAAUAGGAGUUGAUGUUGGAAGAGUCUGAGCUACCUGCUCAUACAAUUUACAGUUCAAUUCUGAACCUGCCGGGCUAAGCUUCUAAUACUCCACUUCCAUUUGAUGAUAGAUUGCUGCUGUGUACAUUCAACUUUAUGGCUACAUAGGUCAGAUGACAUCCAGCUCAUGAUGGGAGAUCAGACUCCAUUGUAUCUUCAGUGCUAAGAGGGAGAGGCCUAGCACCCCAAAGGCUCUUACUAAAUAUGAAUUAAUACAGCCAGUAUUGGUCCUCUAGCAGCCCCCAAGAGAAUUCGCUUUUUUCCUGCCACAUGCACCAGACCCCAAAGAAAGGACUCUCCAAUACAGACCUGGGUGCUUUCCAAUCUAGAGAUGCAGAUAAUGGCCAAGGGAGUGGUCCGUGCGGGGCCUUGUGUAGCCUUUCUCCAGCUCUCCUUAAGAGGAGACUGAAGCCCAGCCAAGCUUCCCAGACUGUCCCCUCAGGUUUUUAGUCCCCAGGCCUGGAGCUAAAUAACCCCCAAAGAGUGGCACAGUGCACCUGAUCGCUACGCGAACACGUGCGCACCGCCCGGCCUUGGGGACUGGAACAGGUGCAGUUGGGAUUCCCAUCAAAGGCUCCUCUCCCAAUCCUGAAAACAAACAUCGAGGCUUGGGGGCUGGGGCGGGGCAUGGCAGCCCCUCCCUGGGGGAGGCGCGGCCGGGCCAAGAAAGCCCGCGAAGGCCCGGAGCCCCAGCAGAGGCCGGACCAUGGCUGACCCGCUGUGGCAGCGCACCGAGCAGCUGGUGACGGACUACCUGGAGUACUGCUCCCGGGAGCCUGGCACCCCCGAGUCGCCGCCGUCCACCGCCGAGGCCGCUGUGCUGCGCGCCGUGGCCGCCAGUGUGCGGAAACUCUACCGGUCUUUCUUCUCCGCCUACCUCGGCUACCCCGGGAACCGCGUCGAGCUGGUGGCGAGGAUGGCGGAGGCCCUGCUCUCCGACAGUCCCGGCCCCACCUGGGGCAACGUGGUGAUGCUCCUGGCCUUCGCGGGGACGCUGCUAGAGAGGGGGCCGCUGGUGACCGCCCGGUGGAAGAAGUGGGGCUUCCAGUCUCGGCUGAAGGAGCCGGAAGGCGACGUCGCCCGGGACUGCCAGCGCCUGGUGGCCUUGCUGAGUUCGCGGCUCGUGGGGCAGCACCGUGCCUGGCUGGAGGCUCAGGGCGGCUGGGAUGGCUUUUGUUACUUCUUCAGGACCUCCUCCUUGCUGGCAUUAUGGAGAAAAGUGCUGGUCCAGGUUUUCCUGUCAUGGUUGUUAACAGCAGUAUUCAUCUACUUCUGGACACGAUAAUGAGGAGUUUUAAAAGUUUUAGCCCACUUCUACCUGCCCAACUGUGACCAACUAAGUGACUGAGGGGUGAGCACGAGAACUGAGAGAAGGCACCGUCCUCCCACCCCAGAUGUUUUUACCUGAAUGCAUACAAGGAGUCCUAAAGUAAUGAUUUGGCCAGUGUUUUAACUUGUGACAAGUACUCAGGUGUGAGGACAAGAAUGCAGAUGGCUCUUCCUUGAGUGGGAGAAAUGGGGAGUCUAGUACCUCAUUAUGCCAAAGAAUCGCAGAGGAAACUGCAUUCCAUUAAAUGGGAAAUAGGGUGCUAUUUGCUGAAACUUGGAUAAGAGUGAAUGUGAACCUCUCAUCUCCACAGCUUCAUGUGCUGCUGAGGCAUUUUAAUCUUGGCCACAGCUGGGGCAACACAAGCCCCAAAGCAGAAAAAGUCCCAGUUUAACAAGGAAUGUCACUUUAAAAUCACUUAUAAGGAAUUAUUUGAGACCAAAUCCUUUGAAAUCUAAUUCCUGGGACUUCUAGGUUUUUAUAGUUAACAUAUUAAUUAAUAAAUUGUUAACGUCAAAGUUUUAAUAAAUUUAUAUCUU
Messenger RNA from Callithrix jacchus (white-tufted-ear marmoset), 2574 nucleotides. It is a transcript of the gene BCL2L10, whose product is annotated as BCL2 like 10. Gene Ontology annotation, cellular component: mitochondrial outer membrane. Gene Ontology annotation, biological process: intrinsic apoptotic signaling pathway in response to DNA damage; regulation of apoptotic process; release of cytochrome c from mitochondria. The record is from RefSeq and is a predicted model, not a curated record. NCBI's taxonomy places the organism in Eukaryota, Metazoa, Chordata, Mammalia, Primates, Cebidae. Gene Ontology annotation, molecular function: BH domain binding.